CGUUUGGCUUGUCCCACUUUUUUCGUUGAGUUUGUCCCACUUCUUUUCGUUUGGUUUGUCCACUUGUUUCGUUAUGUUUGUCCCAGUUUCGUUGUUAGGAUUGUCCCACUUGCUUACGUUAGGUUUGUCCACUUUCUUCAUUACGUGUAUUCCACUUGUUUUCGUUAGAUCGACAGAUGACAGAAGACACAUGACAGAGGACAAACCAAACCAAAACCAAACUAAACCACUACAUCAAAAAGUUAGGUUUGCCCCAUUUUUUUCGUUGGGUUUGUCCCACUUGUUUUCGUUUUUUUUGUCUACUUUUUUCGUUAGGUUUGUCCCACUUUUUCGUUUGGCUUGUCCCACUUUUUUCGUUGGACUUGUCCCACUUCUUUUCGAUUGGUUUGUCCCACUUUUUUUCGUUUGGUUUGUCCUACUUCAUUCGUUAGGUUUGUCCCAAUUUUUUUCGUCAGUACUGUCCUACUUGUUUUCAUUAGGCUUGUCCCAUUUUUUUCGUUAG
Molecule: messenger RNA, 502 nt
Organism: Acanthoscelides obtectus
Lineage: Eukaryota; Metazoa; Arthropoda; Insecta; Coleoptera; Chrysomelidae
Source: the annotation of a GenBank genome assembly